AUGUCAACCAAACAGUACAAUGAUAUCAUUGUGGAAAUUACCGGUCAAGUCGGAACCAUUAAACUUAAUCGACCCCAUGCCCUCAACUCAUUUGGUGGGAAACUGCUGCAAGAAACAAUCGAUGCAGUCCGGGACUUGAACGAGCACCCGGAUACCGUAUUCACGGUUCUCACCGGCCAAGGACGGUACUUUUCCGCUGGUGCCGACAUUAGAGGGGGCACGUUGGUCAACUUCGGCCCAUUUGCAAACAACACCGAGGCAAAGCUCGCAUUUUCCACACAGCUAUUCCCAGGCGUGGAGCUGGUCCGCUCUAUAAUAGAGCACCAGAAAGUGCUCGUCGUCGCCCUGAACGGCCCUGCCGUCGGCGGCGGAGCGGCCUGGUUCCUCGGGCUGGCAGACAUCAUCUUCGCCGUGGAGUCGUCCUUCCUGCAGGUCCCCUUCUCGGCGCUCGGCCUCGUCCCCGAGAACGGGUCGAUACGCAACUUUGCGCAGAGCAUGGGGGUUCACCGCGCCAACGACUUUCUCAUGUUUGGCCGGAAACUCACCGCGCAGGAGCUGGAGCAAUGGGGCCUGGUGAACAGGAUCUUGCCGGCGGCCGGGUUCCACGAGGGCGUCGAGGCCUUUCUGCAGGAGCAGCUGAGGGUCAAUGAUGGCAGGAGCAUGAUGCUGGCCAAGCAGCUGCAGAACGCGCCGCUGAGGGCAGAGAGGCUCUUGGCUCUUUACGAUGCAGCGGAUGCGCUGGCGGAGAGAUUUGUGGACGGCACGCCGUUGAGGAGGCUCGCGAUGAAGGGGGCAGAACUUGAAGCCAAGUCAAAAAAGCCUUCUCAUCUGUAA
Molecule: messenger RNA, 834 nt
Organism: Metarhizium brunneum ARSEF 3297
Lineage: Eukaryota; Fungi; Ascomycota; Sordariomycetes; Hypocreales; Clavicipitaceae
Gene: Eci2
Product: Enoyl-CoA delta isomerase 2
Biological process (GO): fatty acid beta-oxidation
Cellular component (GO): peroxisomal matrix
Source: RefSeq, a predicted model, not a curated record